Messenger RNA from Tarenaya hassleriana, 1231 nucleotides. RefSeq names its product ycf3-interacting protein 1, chloroplastic. NCBI's taxonomy places the organism in Eukaryota, Viridiplantae, Streptophyta, Magnoliopsida, Brassicales, Cleomaceae. The coding region runs from base 222 to 1076 and encodes 284 amino acids. The record is from RefSeq and is a predicted model, not a curated record. Gene Ontology annotation, biological process: photosystem I assembly; response to photooxidative stress. Gene Ontology annotation, cellular component: chloroplast thylakoid membrane. The transcript has 6 exons.
AGGCAAUCUUUGGACAAACAACGCGAACCAGAGCCACGAAUCUCAUCCUCCUCCAGUCCGAUACAAGAGAAUUUCAAUUGAUUUUCUAAUAGAAUUUAUUAACGUUGCAUGAAAUUUCCGGUCGUCUUCUUCAAUUGGCGUUCGACUGAGAAAACCAGAGAUAUGCAGAAUCUGUGAGCUGUUAUAGUGGAAGAGGACAAGAAGGAUAAAGAAGAGUUAAAAUGGCGUCGUCGCGGAUGUUUCAGUUGCCGUUGCAGUACUACACUUCUCCAUCUCUCUGGGGUUCUUCCGGUCGCCGGAAUUCCAGAUUCUUCUCGCCGAAUCCGGUGGGUUUUAACCGGAAAAUCGGACUAUGCGGUGGCGGAGAUGACCGUAGCGGGAGACGGGGGACGAACAAGAGGUACGUAAGUCUGAUGGUUCAGGUGGAGAAAGGGGACGCGACGGAGACUCGAGUGCCGGUUCCGUUAACCGUGGAGCAGCAAGAGAAGGAGAGGAAAGAGAGAGAGAAAGAUGAAGACGAAGAAGAAGGAGAGGGAGAAGUGGAUCCGGAUGAUCUCGAAUAUGUCAGCGAGAUCAAAAGGGCAUUGGAGCUUCUCAGGAAGAACAGGGACAUGCUCUUCAGUGAGGUUAAGCUGACUAUCAUGAUCGAGGACCCAAGAGAGGUGGAGAGAAAGAGAUUGCUUGGGAUAGAGGACGCUGACGGCCCAACCAGGGAAGAUUUAGCUGAAGCCUUGGUGCAGGUAAAUGAAGAGAAAGUCCCCAAAAAUCGACUUGCACUUCGGAUGCUGUAUGAGGAGAUGAUCAAUUGGCCAAAUUUAGAGAUUGAGGCUACAAAGACAACACGAGGCAAGUCAUUAUACGCAAAAGCCACGGAUACGGGAGUUGAUCCGAAAGAGGCAGCCAAGAGACUCAACAUGGAUUGGGAUUCAGCUGCCGAAAUUGAGGAUGCCAAUGUCAAUGACAGUGAAGAAGUACCUGCAGCACUGGGUUAUGGAGCAUUGUACUUAGUCUCGGCUUUUCCAAUUAUCAUCGGUAUAUCUGUUGUGUUGAUCUUAUUUUACAAUUCCCUCCAGUAGAACUGCUUCCUUAAUCACUCUGGCAAUGUACAAAUUUUAGGCUCAAACACCACCAACCACUGUCAUGAAUAUGUUUGUACAUCGAAAUCACGAACUGGAAACUUUUCGUGUUUGUCAAGUUUAAAUCGUGAAAUGAACUCAGCUUACUUUGACUA